AUGUGCAUCGCCUUGGUCUCAACCCUCCACCCGGCCUAUUCUCUCAUCGUCAUUGACAAUCGAGAUGAAUUCCUCCAUCGUCCGACUUCGUCUCCCGACUGGUGGCCGGAGCCAUCCUCGUUCGUCCUCGGCUCACGCGACCUAGCACGGGCGACCCACGGAACUUGGAUGGGGGUCACCAAGCAAGGGAAAGUAGCAGUUCUCACCAACUACCGCGAAGACACAGCGAUCGAGGCGAUCGGGCAAUACAUCCCCCCCCAUGAGCAUCAGACCACCCACGACUUUGUACAAUCUAUGGUGGCCAGCCCAGAGGCCAAAAAGGUUGGCGGGUUUAGUCUGAUCUGUGGUCACAUCAACGAACCUCUGGCGAUUGUCUCUAACCGGUCUUCCAAUAUGGACCACAUCACCUGGGUCGCUAGUGAGAGGAAUCAAACCCGAGGUCUCAGUAAUACUAGCGUGGAUGACCGAUCAUGGCCAAAGAUUAUCAACGGCGAGAAACUCAUGGAAGAAGCCAUUGAAGGCCAUGUACAGGCCGAAGAAGACGAGGAAGCCCUGUUGGAGCGCCUUCUCGCAGUCCUGAGUACCGAUACAUUGCCCCGGCCUGCUGGCGUGAAGGAUACACUCGACGAUUACGUCAAUCUCCUCAGAGAGAGUAUCUUCGUCCCGAUACUUGGGUCUGACAAAGUCCCAGCCCAGACUGCAGAACAAGACGCUACCGCCCGCAAACUCCUUGAUCAAAAUUAUUCUUCGGGUCCAUAUGGAACGCAGAAACAAACGAUCCUCUUGGCGCGACCCGAUGGCCGUGUGAGGUACUUUGAGCGGACUCUCUACGAUGACAAGGUGAAUGCCGUGCCUAUCGGACAGGGCGACCGGUCCUUCGAGUUCCACGCGGAGCCAUAG
This is a messenger RNA of Penicillium manginii, 900 nucleotides long. Its product is annotated as NRDE family protein. Gene Ontology annotation, cellular component: Golgi apparatus. The transcript has 3 exons. The record is from RefSeq and is a predicted model, not a curated record. Gene Ontology annotation, biological process: protein secretion; Golgi organization. NCBI's taxonomy places the organism in Eukaryota, Fungi, Ascomycota, Eurotiomycetes, Eurotiales, Aspergillaceae. The coding region runs from base 1 to 900 and encodes 299 amino acids.